This is a messenger RNA of Sitophilus oryzae (rice weevil), 5062 nucleotides long. RefSeq names its product myocardin-related transcription factor A (gene Mrtf). The transcript is spliced from 4 exons. NCBI's taxonomy places the organism in Eukaryota, Metazoa, Arthropoda, Insecta, Coleoptera, Curculionidae. The coding region runs from base 934 to 4005 and encodes 1023 amino acids. The record is from RefSeq and is a predicted model, not a curated record.
GCGACGCCCGAAGUUAAAGCGUCGGCUCGGACGCGUAUUCCACAUCAGAGAACAUUCCUUAUUCCGAACCACGGCGACCUUACUAUACUUCCAGCCAUUUUUUCCGUCUUAGAUUGUCCCUGGACAAGUUUUCCAAGAAGAAUCGGCAUCGUUUUGGUGGUUUCUCGAGUCCAGGACUGCACCAUUCGCUCAAACGUCGCCUAGGGAAGUGUUUUGAUCCUUGUCUCACGACCAAUUAGUGUUUUUGUUGUGUCCUCAUCUAGUUUAAGGUUUAUUUAUACUCUGCUUAAUGUUGAAACGUCACUGGAGUGUCUUAAUAUCACCGAAAGAAGUGAAAGACUAGGUUAUUAUAUCAUAGUUCCGGAUACGGAAGUGUUUUGAUCCUUAUUUCACGACCAAUUAGUGUUUUUGUAGUAUCCUCAUCUAUUCUAAGGUUUAUAUAUCCUCUAUUUAACGUUUAAUCUGCAUUGGAGUGUCCUAAUAUCUUCCAAAGAACUGUUUUGGUUGUUUAUUGACGUCAUAUAUAUCGGAGUUUUGAUUCUUAUAUUACGACCAAUUUUUGCUGUUUAGUGUAUGUUUUCGCUUUUUUUGAGACUUCUUUACAUUUUUAAGAGAUUUUUUGAUGAUUUAUUAUCAUCCAAGACAGUUUAAAACAUCUACUCCUACUCAAAACCGUCUACCUAUUAUCUUGAUGUGUUUAAAGCCAGUUAGACCAUCAAUUUCUUCAACUAAAUCGUUGAAAGCUUUUUUAUCAUUGAAAAUGCACGCGAAGCUUCAGAAUUGAACUACAUAUUUACAGUACCACCAGACUUUAUCUCGUAUGUGAACAGUGAUGGUGGCGGACGUGGUUGAACUUUGCGGUGGUGAAUCGAGGUGGCGAAGGGAGCUUUGGCGACGUGAUGGUGCGUUGUGAACCGGGCCUAAGGUCGAGAGAUGCCCGUGAGCACGGGAACGACGUCAUCGGUAGCAGCUGGGACUACGUCAUCGGCUCUGUCUUCCGGCAUCGGGAGUGCAGAAGGACCUAGCAGAGCGAAGCGGUGCAAAUUUUGUGACGAAUCCAGCCACCGCAGUGACCAGAGCAGCGGUUACUGGCAGCUGCAGCUGGACCGCGACCUCUUCGACACCAUCUCGGCCAUCUAUCCCGAGUGGUUCAGGGGCGGCGGCGACAUGACCGACAGCGGCGGCGGUGUAGGAGGGGGAGGGGGCGGCACGACGGGAGGCAGCCGGACGGGGUCCCCGUUCAGGGAGUCGCCCCCCAAGGCCAUCAUCGACACGUCGCCGAUCCUGAUGGAUCAAAACAAAGAAUCUUUAAAGGUGAAACUUCUUUUGAGGAGGCCUUUGGAUCAGUUGGUGGCGCAGGGUAUUAUGCCACCUCAUGGACAACGAAAAUCAGUCGAACGUGCGAAAACGGGUGACAUUCUCAAGGCCAAGAUCCAGCAGCGCCCUCCACGUCAAGAGCUGGAACGACGCCACAUUCUCGAAGCCGAUGCGCUCCACGCCGACCCGAGCCUCGCCGAGCGCCAGCGCAUGCUCAAGAAAGCCCGCCUGGCCGAUCAGCUCAACGACCAGCUCUCCCACAGGCCCGGACCUUUGGAGCUCAUCCAGAAGAAUAUCCUUCACACGGAGGAACCCAUCGAACAGGCGGUCAAAACUGGAAAGAUCCCUUAUAAAGCCACAAGCGAGGGAGCGUUGAAACGGCCACAGCAUCCCCAAAACUACAUUAACCCCGAAGAAGACUCUCAAGGUAGUUCGGAGGGUGAUACGGUAAGCCCUGGACCUAGUGAUGUGAUUGAAACGGCGGCGAAAUCUGCGGGAAUUGUGGUGUCUCUUAUACAGCCCGCUGAAGGGACAGUGGUGCUAACAGCGACAAAUAAUGGACUGAACAAAGACAAUAGUGAAUUCGUUAUCGCUGAUUUAUGCCGGUCUGUGCCAGGAACUUUAUUAUCUCAAGCUAGUGCGUCCAGUCCAGCUUCUCUGGUCUCGUCCACGUCGACUUUAAGUCCUCUAUCUUCGGUAGCUAGUCCAGUUCCUUCCAUAGCUUCUCAGCCAGCUACUCCGGCACCUAUACCACCACCUCCGCCUCCACCUAUUUGUAAGCUUACUCAUGUCAGUUCUAAGAGCGACGCUCCGGGUAAGGAUAAGAAUAGGAAGAAGUCGAAAUCGAAAUCGGCACCCAAAGCGCGCACGAUCAAAUUCCACGAGUACAAAGGCCCUCCGAGUGCUCAAAAGAGUAGUAGUAACAGUGGUACAUCGGGCGAAAGUUCUUACGACUUGCUGUUGAAACAACAAACGCUUCUAUUACAGUUUCAGUUACAACUACAACAUAAAUACCCUCAAAUUAUCUUGCCGGCUCAGAAAUCUACAAGCGAAAGUUCAAAUUCCAGCUCAACUACUGUUAACAACAAUACUAACAAUGCGAUACUAAAUAUCCAACAGCACUCUCCGGCAACUUCAACGACUAGCGAAUCUUCGUCUACUCCUAGCAGGAUAAUGGGUAGGCUCGAGGAUAUGAAAGUUAAUGAUCUAAAAGCUGAACUAAAACGAAGAAAUAUGCCAGUGUCUGGCCCUAAAACUCAACUAAUCGAACGACUUAAACCUUUUACUAACCAGUUAAUCAGUUCAGAUACCAUCAUAAUAAAUCCUGGCUCAGUAGACUCUUCCGUACACAGCAACGACCAGUCUCAGGAUCUAGGCUCCCCUCAAGAACUACUAGUCAAAGAAGAGUCGUCCCAGGAAUUUAUGGAAUUAGGCGAUCCAAUGAGCCCUGCACCACAAACAUCUAUUUCCGAGCCACUAGCGAGUCCGAUAACCAGCGAGGACCUGGUUAGGGAACAACAGAGACAGAUAGAAGUUUUGCAAAGAGAACUUGCGGCAAGUCAGUUGAAGAUUCAAGCUUUAGGAGGAGGGAAUACGCGUGCGGAGCUCCAGAAACAUCUCCAGGCUAAACAACAACAACAACAAGCCCAGCAGUUACAGCAGCCGCAGCAUCACCAACAACAACAAAACUUGGCUAUGCAAGUUAAACAGUUGCAAGCGUUGCAGGCCAAACAGAUUCGAGUUAACGAAGAACAGCAACGAUUACAGCAACAACAACACGUAGCUUUCCAAAACCAAAAGAACUUGAACGGUUUAUUAUUAAACGGUAAUGACGCGAAAACUAUGGGGCUGGUGCUGAACGGGACGGAUGUAGCUUUAGUGAGGCAGUUGAUACAAGGCAAGGGAGCUAAACUGAUAAAUGGGCAUAACAGAACUAAUUCCUUACCAAAUAAUAUUUUAACUUCGAUAGUUGAGCCAGAGCUCAAACGAGAGUAUAUUGAGAACGUAAAACAGUAUCCUGGUGCCAAGGGUCAUGUGAACAACGAACCUAAACCUCCACCGUUGUAUGAGGAAGCUACGAAACAGAAAAAGAGUGGAAUUAAAAGCCAGGUAGUGGAUGACGUCCUCGAUAUCCUAAUUAAGAAUGGUGAGCUACCACCGAGCGCUGCGUCAUAUCCUUCCACUCCUGGAUCGGCCGGUACAAAAAUACAGGAACCGAUUUAUCCAACCGCUCCACAACAAAGCGUCGGGGAGUCUCAAGAAAACGUCCAGAUAUACGAGGCUGACACCGCAGACCCUAACGCACUGUCCGGGAUUGAUCCUAAUGAAUUCCUGGACACGAUCGAUAAUCUAGAGUAUAUGGAUUUCAGCCAGCUGAUGGACAUGGGCGGGGGUGUUUCCCAACAGGAAAACAACAACGUUGUUAGCCAGGACAGCAAUAAUUACAUUGUUCCUAUGGAUACGGACGAGUGGCUGGAUGCACUUAUGCCAAACGAUAAUAAUUUUUCUGGCACAAACGGGAGCGCGACUACAAAUUCCCUACAGCAAGAAGUGCAGGACUUGGGUACAGGAUACGACCCCUUGCUGGGUCUAUCGCAGGACGAUACAUUCGACCCUUUUAACUUGGAGGAGUUUCGGUCGUCGGCUGAUCUGACUCUGUCCUGGGAUCGGAUAGACUAUGCCGCAUAGUUUCGUUUAGUUGAUAGUGUAUUUUAGUUUGUCAUUCGCUUUUUCCAAGGAUGUGACGCGACGGUUCGACGACACUACACUGACAUUCCACGUAAUCGAUAAAGAAAAUAAAAUGGCCGCCGAUUCGCCAUGAAAGUUUUAGAAAUGGUCUGGGACCAAGGCGGUCUCACUGUCGAGGAACUCGCUCACAUCAAUCUUAUAGCGAUCGGGAUGAUUUUUUACUACUUUAGGUUGUUUUCUAGUGAAACCUGUAAUGGUUUGACACCAAAUAAAUUUGAUAUGUGACUGGGUACUGCAUUCUUCGCAGACUGUUAGAUAGGCUUAAUAAAACCACAAAAGAUUCUUUAGUGAAACAUAUAUUUAACUAUGGUUUUUGCACUAGAAAAGAGGCUAAAGUUAUUAUUCAGCGUUUUUAGAAUAUAUCAUGUGCAAAUAAACCUACUAAAUAGUCAUAAAUAGGAUGUGACAAGUACUGUCUGUACCCUGGUAAUAAGAUUGUUAUUUCAAAUUAUAAGGAUUUUAGAUGUAUGCUUCAGGAAAUAUUUACAUUAAUGAUGUAAAUUAAUGAUGUAUUCAAAAACAAAUCAUCGAUAGGUUGAAAUAACAAUGUUUAUGUUAUCUGAUAAAACUGAUAAAACCCAAAACAUAGAAAUAAAUGGGUUAAAAAUGCACCAAAUCGUAGUAAUACUGUGUAGCUUAUAUAUCGUCCGUUUGCUUCAAAAACUCAUUAAAUCAAGAAUGUCAAAAGAAAAUUGAAGAACUAAAAAUAUAUAAGCAAGUGGUAUAUUUAGGAUUCUUUUUAAUAAAUAUUGCUUUUUAAAACACAACUGUGUAUUCGUUCCUAGUGUUUACACUGGUAAUAUAAUACAGUGUAUAUCAAUUAAAAACAGGAGAAAUGAUGCCCCAAUAAUUCUUAGAGCAACCUAACGAUAUAUUUUACUUAAUUAAAUAAACAUUGGUUAUUUCAAUUUCUCAUUUUGCGAAAAAUAAGGUAUACUUAACAAUUAAAACUAUAUUAUUCAAAAUAAAUAUAGUUAGGGUUUUAGUAGUAGCUAAA